Epinephelus fuscoguttatus (brown-marbled grouper) is the source of this 4359-nucleotide messenger RNA. RefSeq names its product adenylate cyclase type 6-like. Gene Ontology annotation, cellular component: plasma membrane. Gene Ontology annotation, biological process: intracellular signal transduction; cAMP biosynthetic process; adenylate cyclase-inhibiting G protein-coupled receptor signaling pathway. Bases 446 to 4018 code for a protein of 1190 amino acids. Lineage: Eukaryota; Metazoa; Chordata; Actinopteri; Perciformes; Serranidae. Gene Ontology annotation, molecular function: adenylate cyclase activity. The transcript is spliced from 24 exons. The record is from RefSeq and is a predicted model, not a curated record.
GAGAGAUAGACGGAGAGGGAGUUGGGGAGGUCGAAGCAGUGGGAAUGCACUGUAGCUCUGGCUGUGAAGAGCGAAGGUUGUCCGGCCAGAUUCGCAGUUAUUUCCUCGCUUCCCUCUGUACCUUCAUCCAGAGGGCCAGACCCGCAUCUGAAGCGCGUGACGGCGGCUGCGUGGAGACUGAACGCGGAGCUAAACUGGAGCUCCACUGCGGUGUUACAGUUACUCAUGUAACGAGGAUGUCCAAUGGAAAACAGGUGGUCUAUAAAGGCACUUGGUGGUGUAUAGGGCUGACACACUGACUGUUUCUACAGAGAAGGACGGCUCAAACACAGACACACCUCUGAUGCCUCGGGCCAGUCUGAGCUCAUGGUGUGUGCUCGCUGGGAUAAACUAGUGGCCUGGCCAGAGAGCGCAGUGUUGCUACACACUAUAAAGCCCACACAGGAUGUCGUGGGCCAGAGGCCUCUUUGUAGGCAGAGUGGAUGAGCGAAAGACAGCAUGGGGAGAGCGCAAUGGCAAAAAGAGAAAGGACAGCUCGUCGCUGUGCAACCCACACUACAUGAGUUGUCUGAGAGACCCUGAGGACCUGGAGCUCCCUAAUGCAGCCCCCCAGCAUUACCAUUGCGGAGCAGGCACCAGCGGGGGCAGCUAUGGCUUGCGCUGUGGCUGGCAGGAGGACCACUAUGGGAAGAGGAUGGGUGGUGGGGAUCUGGGUCUAAAGGCAGUGGACCUGGGCUUUGAAGAUGGCGAGCUGAAGGGCAGGAAAGAGGAUGAAUUAGAGGAAUCAGCAGAGGGUGGCUGCAAGGCGAUGACUGCAGCAGACUGCUGGAUGCGGAUUGUGUGGGUUUUCCAAUCUAAGAAAUUUCAGUCAGCCAAGCUGGAGCGUCUGUACCAGCGCUACUUCUUCAGACUCAACCAGAGCUCUCUGACCAUGCUGAUGGGGGUGCUGGUGGUGGUUUGUGCGGUCAUGCUGGCCUUCCACUGUAUCCACACGACCCCCGACGUGGCCUACGUCUCAGUACUCUCUGUGGCCAUGGCUCUCUUCCUGGCCAUGAUGGUGGUUUGCAACCGCAACGGCUUCCACCAGGACUACAUGUGGAUUGUGAGCUACCUUGUGAUCGGCGUGCUGAUUGUAGUGCAGAUAUUUGGGGUGCUGAGGGUGUACCCCCCCAGUGCCUCAGAGGGCAUCUGGUGGACGGUCUUCUUCAUCUACAUCAUCUACACGCUGCUGCCAGUCAGAAUGAGAGCUGCUGUGGUUAGCGGAGCUGUGUUGUCCACCAUACACCUAGUGACCUCCUGGCAGCUCAACCAAGACUACAAGUUCGUUUUUAAACAGAUCAGUGCCAACGUGCUGAUCUUCGUGUGCACUAACAUGAUCGGGAUCUGUACCCACUACCCUGCUGAGGUCUCCCAGAGGCAAGCCUUCCAGGAGACCAGAGGAUAUAUCCAGGCCAGACUGUACCUGCAGAGGGAAAACCAGCAGCAGGAGCGCCUACUGCUGUCAGUGCUGCCAAGGCACGUUGCCAUGGAGAUGAAGGCUGAUAUCAAUGCCAAGAAGGAAGAUAUGAUGUUCCACAAGAUCUACAUCCAAAAACACGACAACGUUAGCAUACUGUUUGCAGACAUCGAGGGCUUCACCAGCCUGGCGUCUCAGUGCACGGCCCAGGAGCUUGUCAUGACGCUGAACGAGCUGUUUGCCCGCUUUGACAAGCUGGCCUCGGAGAACCACUGCCUGCGUAUUAAAAUCCUGGGGGACUGUUACUACUGUGUGUCAGGGCUUCCUGAGCCCCGGGCUGACCACGCCCACUGCUGUGUGGAGAUGGGAGUAGACAUGAUUGAGGCCAUCUCGCUGGUGAGAGAGGUGACGGGUGUUAAUGUGAACAUGCGGGUGGGCAUUCACAGCGGCCGCGUCCACUGCGGGGUGCUGGGCCUGCGCAAGUGGCAGUUUGACGUCUGGUCCAACGACGUCACCCUCGCCAAUCAAAUGGAAGCUGGGGGGAAGGCUGGGCGUAUCCACAUCACCAAAGCCACGCUACAGUAUCUGAACGGGGACUAUGAGGUGGAGCCUGGAUUUGGAGGAGAGAGGAAUGCUUACCUGAAGGAGAACAACAUUGAAACCUUCUUGGUGCUGGGCUGUAGCCAGAAGAGGAAAGAGGAGAAAGCCAUGAUGGCCAAGAUGCAGAGAGCACGUGCGAAUUCUGCCGAGGGACUGAUGCCACGCUGGGUGCCUGACAGAUCCUUCUCCAGAACCAAGGAGUCCAAAGUCUUCAGGCAGAUGGGCAUCGACGAAGCAUCCAGCAAAGACAACCGCUGUGCUCAGGAGGCCCUGAACCCUGAGGAUGAGGUGGAUGAGUUUCUUGGACGGGCUAUUGACGCGCGAAGCAUUGACCAGCUGAGGAAGGACCACGUCAAGAAGUUCCUACUCACCUUUCAGACUGUCGACCUUGAGAAAAAGUACUCCAAAAAGGUUGAUGAUCGUUUUGGAGGAUACGUGGCCUGCACACUCUUUGUGUUCUGUUGCAUCUGUUCCAUUCAGAUCAUUAUUUUCCCAGACAAAAUGCUUAUGACUGGUCUUUACAUCAGCAUCUUCAUCGUCCUUACCAGCAUCCUCUUCAUCUGUGCCAUCUACUCCUGCAUCAAACUCUUCCCAGCUGCCUUGCAGACCGUGACAAGGAAAAUAGUCCAGUCUCGUGCAAACAGCACACUGGUGGGCGUCUUCACCAUCAUCCUCCUCUUCAUUUCCUCCUUUGCUAACAUGUUUACCUGCAGCAGAGUGAAACUGCGGGAAUGUGUGGCUGAAACGCUGAACACAACUCCCAACUCAGUGACUCUCUGCCUGCUGCACAACCUGACCAAGACAGCAGUCGACGGUUUGACUCUGUGUUCCACUGAUUCCAUGCCCAUGCCCUGCCAUUUCCCCGAGUAUUUCAGCUACAGUGUACUGCUGACCCUGUUGGCCUGCUCUGUGUUCCUCCACAUCAGCAGCAUAGGGAAGCUGGCUCUGAUGGUGUUCAUCCAGCUCACUUUCCUCCUGCUGGUGGAGUGGCCUCAGGUGGUCCUGUUUGACAACGCAGACCUGCUGGUCAUUGCCAACACCCUGCUAUUAUCACCUGUUAAUGAUUCCCAACAACAGCCUGGUUUCAAUGAAACUGCAGAACAGUGCCUGGACAGUGUGCCUCAGGUACCCUUAAAGGUCAUGACCCCUGUAAUCUUGACCGUGUUUGUUCUGGCUCUCUACUUGCAUGGCCAGCAGGUGGAGUCCACCGCUCGCCUUGACUUCCUCUGGAAGCUGCAGGCCACAGAAGAGAAGGAGGAGAUGGAGGAGCUGCAGGCAUACAACCGGCGCCUGCUCCACAACAUCCUGCCCAAGGAUGUAGCCGCCCAUUUUCUUGCACGGGAGCGCCGGAAUGACGAGUUGUACUACCAGUCAUGUGAGUGCGUUGCAGUUAUGUUCGCCUCCAUCAGCAAUUUCUCUGAGUUUUACGUGGAGCUGGAGGCUAACAACGAGGGAGUGGAGUGUCUCAGGCUGCUCAACGAGAUCAUUGCCGAUUUUGACGAGAUCAUCAGUGAGGAGAGGUUCCGUCAGCUGGAGAAAAUCAAGACCAUUGGCUCCACCUACAUGGCAGCCUCUGGCCUCAAUGACUCCACCUACGACAGAGAGGGCCGUUCACACAUCCUGGCUCUGGCCGACUACGCCAUGAGGCUUAGGGAGCAGAUGAAAUACAUCAAUGAGCACUCCUUCAACAACUUCCAGAUGAAGAUAGGGUUGAACAUGGGGCCAGUGGUAGCAGGGGUGAUUGGAGCCAGGAAACCACAGUAUGAUAUCUGGGGGAACACAGUCAAUGUGGCCAGCCGGAUGGACAGCACAGGAGUACCAGACUGCAUCCAGGUGACCACGGACUUAUACCACGUGCUGGUCAACAACGGAUACCAGCUGGACUGUCGAGGUGUUGUCAAGGUGAAGGGCAAGGGAGAGAUGACCACUUACUUCCUCACCAGCGGUCCCCCGGGCAGUUAACAACAGGCAGGCCGACCGCAGCGUGACUCCCACUGCACUGAUGAGACAGAGACUGCAGAAAGACUGAGUGGUCAGCUCGGCGAGGAGCACCAAAGCACGGUGCGAAACACACUGGGGACGGGAGAUGGCCAACAGAGACGAGCUCGGCCUGUCUGUUUGUUGUCACGUACUCAGAUGCACACAUGUAGGACGUUGUUCAUGUUUGAAGGCUUUUUUCAAGCUGCUCGAGAGAUCACGAAGCCCAGUUGCCUUAGGACGGAAGUGGCUAUGCUUGUGUUUAUGAGCAAUAGUACAAGUAUUUCAUCUGGAGUCGUUAUUUAUUUUGGUGUGGAUGGAUUUUU